UCUUGUACAUAUCUCGACCAGGGACCGAACCUACAACCCAGACAUGUGCCCUGACCAGGAAUUGAACCGGUGACCUUUUGCAGUACGACACCCAACCAAUUGAGCCACACCAAUCAGGGCACAAGCUCUUCAAUUCUUAAAUAAAGUGGGAGAGCCCGCUGCAAAAAAGGCCCGCUCCAAUCCUCAGGUGUACAUGGACAUCAAGAUCAGGAACAAGCCAGCCGGCCGCAUCCAGAUGCUCCUGCAUUCUGAUGUUGUUCCCAUGACAACAGGCCUGCUCUCCAUGGCCAACUCCGGCCCCAACACCAACGGCUCCCAGUUCUUCCUGACGUGUGACAAGACGGAUUGGCUGGAUGGCAAGUACAUGGUAUUUGGGGAGAUCACGGAAGGCCUGGAUGUCCUGCGAAAGAUCGAGGCCCAGGGCAGCAAGGACGGGAAGCCGAAGGAGAAGGUGAUCAUCUCCGACUGCGGGGAGUACGUGUGAGAGGCGCUUUCCCUGCGCUGCGCCUGUGGGUCCGGAAUUCGUUCGCCCCGGGGAUCCAGCACAUGUUAAGCAGGGGUCCAUGACCUGGCCCUUCUCAGGGUCAGCGUGGAGCAGCUCCCCUGCAGGCCGGCCUGGGCUUCCCCUGGCUCUUUCCCAAGCGUAGCGGUGGCCCGGGAGCCGGCACAGGGGCCCCCAUCCCCGCCGCGGGUGGCUGGGCGUGGCCUUCGUAGGCCUUUGCCGCCAGGGCCUCUCCUCGGCCCACCGGUGUGGCUGCUGGACGUUUCCUCUGAUAAAGAAAACCCCGGAUCCUGCACUGCUGCCCGCUGGGAAAGGCCGGAGGUCCUCCCCUGCUGCUUGCCCUUCCCUGGCCGUCCUGAGAGCACACCACGCGGGCCACUGUGGAGCCGAGGAGGUCAGAGCAGAUACAGAAGCACCUCUGUCCUCUCUCGUUCCCGGUACCAGAUGCGUGAAUUGGGUUAACCAGACUCUGUUUCUGCCCUCACCCUGCUGGCUCCGAGUCACCUCACAGCGUUUCUCGCGUGCUGAGGCUGAGCACCCGAAACCAUCGGUCCCCAGAAACCACCUCCAGCAUGGCCGCCCGCUCCCCACCGGUAGCUCGGAAUCAAACCUCCACGUUUAGAAACCGCUGGGCUGGGCAUGGCUGGUUCUCGAGUGGGGGUGAGGUCAGGUUGAGCCCGGAGGGGAGUGGAGGGGAGGAGCCUGCUGGCCUGGGGCCCAGUGAUCCUGGCCAGCUCCUGCAGAGGGGCCGGUGCCAGCAUCAGGGGUGGGCUUCAGGUGGGGCUUCUCCCCAGCAGAGACCCUCGCUUUUUAACCUACGUGUCCCUCUCACGGGGAUCAGUCAGGGCUAUCAGGACGGGCAGCAGGGAGGCCAGGGAAAAGGCAGCCAUUUGGGGCCAGUGUGAGGUCCAAGGGAGAAGAGGAUGUGUGCAAAGCACCGAGCGUGGCCGGUCUGUAUGCAACACGCAGGGACAAGCAGGCUGGCCGGAGGCCCCGGGGGGAGGGGGGGUGCUGGUCUCACAACGCUGUGAAACAAGGGGAGAGGUUGUGGGGGGACCUUGUCACUGUCCUUCUCUGGUCGCCCUGGGAGCGUAGGGCCAGCAGACUGGCCAGGAGGCCGCUGGGUAGGGGGCACAGGGUGACGAUCACUCACUGUGCUGGGCAAGGGCUUCCCCUGACCUUGCCCCUGCGUCCACCCAUGACCCUUGUACCGGUGGUGACCUGAGACUCGGGGGGGAGGUGCCAGGCCCAGGCAGUCCAGGCUAGUGGCCUCUGGUGUUGGCACAGGUGUUGGGUGGGGCUCAGAUGGUAGGGUCUUGGGGUACUGCAGCACCCUCGGGAAAGGAAUGGGGGACCUGGUUUGUAAGUGAGACACUGAGACAGAAGUCCAGGCAUGGAAUGCUGCUACAAGUUGUUUUCAAAGAUUGUUUAAUAACAGAUUUUCAGAAUAAAUGGAAUAAGAUCACCAAGCA
This is a messenger RNA of Phyllostomus hastatus (greater spear-nosed bat), 1974 nucleotides long. Its product is annotated as peptidyl-prolyl cis-trans isomerase E-like. The coding region runs from base 194 to 484 and encodes 96 amino acids. Gene Ontology annotation, biological process: protein peptidyl-prolyl isomerization. Gene Ontology annotation, molecular function: peptidyl-prolyl cis-trans isomerase activity. Gene Ontology annotation, cellular component: intracellular membrane-bounded organelle. The transcript is spliced from 4 exons. The record is from RefSeq and is a predicted model, not a curated record. NCBI's taxonomy places the organism in Eukaryota, Metazoa, Chordata, Mammalia, Chiroptera, Phyllostomidae.